This is a messenger RNA of Colletotrichum lupini, 165 nucleotides long. RefSeq lists its product as uncharacterized. The record is from RefSeq and is a predicted model, not a curated record. The transcript has a single exon. Bases 1 to 165 code for a protein of 54 amino acids. Lineage: Eukaryota; Fungi; Ascomycota; Sordariomycetes; Glomerellales; Glomerellaceae.
AUGCUUAAUACGUUAACGGUAGGUAUUAUAAGGAUUAGUUUUAGCCUAAGUAAGGAAAUCGUCGCCCUGGGUAUAGUAAAAAUAGAAAUAUACUUCGGAACGAUAACUUUCUAUAUUUUACCCGUUAAUACCCCAUUUCUCCUAUAUCUAAAAGAUAUAGAUUAA